This is a messenger RNA of Rotaria socialis, 1248 nucleotides long. The record is from the annotation of a GenBank genome assembly. Lineage: Eukaryota; Metazoa; Rotifera; Eurotatoria; Philodinida; Philodinidae.
AUGAUGGACAUUGGUUUGGAAGAUAGAAAUGAAAAUCAAUCUGAUACAACUACAAUUAAGCUUCAUAAAGGAGAACCUGAUGAAACUAUGAUUCCAUUUAAUCUUCUUGAAAAAGCUACACAAAAAGUUUUUGCUGAUGAAAAAGGUAGACACCAGCGAACAUAUUGGACUUAUGGUGAAGAUGAGGGUAAUACAGAAUUACGUCAUCAAGUUAUUAACUUUCUUCGUCAUACAUGCGCCAUUGCAACAUUAAGCUAUGAAAAUAUAUUCAUUACAAAUGGUACAUCAGCUAUACUCGAUCAGAUAUGUACAAUGUUUUUACGUGCAGGUGAUACUAUACUAGUUGAAUGCCCAACAUAUUCAUAUGGUUUACAAAUUUUUCGUGAUCAUCAUUUACAUAUUAUUUCAUAUUCAGUGGAUGAUGAUGGUCUCGUAAUUGAUUCAACAUUCAUAAAUGAUGUGCUUGAACGAACCAAGCCUAAAAUGAUCUAUAUCGUACCUACAUUCCAAAACCCUGCUGGCGUUACUAUGUCUCAUCAUCGACGUGAACAAUUAGUUCAAUUAAGUUUAAAAUAUCAUUUUUUAAUUGUUGCUGAUGAAGUUUAUCAUCAUCUUGAUUAUGAGAAGCAAGAUCAUAAUAGUAAUGGAAUUGAUCAUGAUAGAUUAGUUGAACAUCCAAAAUCAUUUGCUGCUUAUCAUGCAGCUGGAACCGUUGUAGCACUUCAUUCGUUUUCAAAAAUUCUUACACCUGCUUUGCGUUUGGGUUUUGCAUGUGCAAGUCAUGAACAUGUUAAUGCUAUGGGCCGUUAUGGUUUAAUACAUAGUGGUGGAGGAGCCAAUCCUUUUGUUUCAGGUAUUGUUGCUCGAACUCUAGAGGAUGGUUCAUUAAAGAAAUUCAUCGAUGAAAAACUAUGUGUUGAAUAUGGAAAACGUAUGAGGGUAUUAUACAAUGAAUUGAUGCAAAUAUUUGGCGAAAAACAUAUUACUUGCCGACGUCCAUCAGGUGGUUAUUUUCUUUGGGUCAAAUUUAAUGAUACAGGUGUUGACUGUGACCAACUAUUCAUUAUUGCUCGUAAAUAUGGUGUUACGUUUAGUCCAGGACGAUUAUUCGCUCAUGAUGAAGAAGCGAAAGCAAAAUUAGCACAUUGUCUUCGUCUUUGCUUUACUAUUGUUGACUGUGAACAAUUACGAGUAGGAUGUGCAAGAUUAAAACAAGCUUUUGAAGAAUAUAAGAACAUAACAUUGUAA